Molecule: messenger RNA, 338 nt
Organism: Amoebophrya sp. A25
Lineage: Eukaryota; Dinophyceae; Syndiniales; Amoebophryaceae
Source: the annotation of a GenBank genome assembly
GGCUACACGUGUCGCGGGAAAGAGGAGUUCGACCUUUUGGUGGGCAGGACCUUGCCACCAGGCAGCACAACGGAAGAAAGGCUGGCGCAUAUUCGGGUAUAUUUUUUGCUGAAGUUUCACUUUUCCUUUGAAUUUUCAUCGAUUAUUUGAUAGUACUAUUACAGUACAAGUACUCCUGUUGUUGAUAAUCAUAAUCUGUCUAAGAUGCACAUACGUAGUUUCCUCGAUUGUACAACUCCACAGGAAACCGAUCGCCGAGGCGAAAACCCAGGAGUGAUGUACUACAGUUACGCGUACCAGACGCUAUCUUUGAGGACCGUGAUUUUCUCCUAUUUGGC